AUGACUGCAGUACGAGGCCCGCGUCUCCAGGUCGGGUCCGCGGCGUGGGUCGGGGAAGAGCGAGCAUCUGCGCUGGAGAUUGUGCAGUCAGAAGUAGAGGAAUUCUCUUUUUCUGCCCACAAUGAGGUUGAAUGGCUUAAUGAGCAUAUGGCUGCAAUAUUCAACGAGAACGAAGUUAACAUCACAGAAGCUUUUAAAACUCCCAGUAAACUUAGGGGCAAAACACCCCAUACGAUUCGGAAGGCUAAUGCAGCAGAGACACGAGUGCCUCUGUCCGAUGUAUUCGCAGCAGCACCUCCUAGUGUUUCGAAGAAUCAACCUCCCACCCCUACCACUCGCUUCCAGCCUCCUCAGCUACACCAGGUCGCGGCAAAACGACCGCCUCCUCCUCGAGCUAUGCAGGAUUCUGGUUAUUAUGGAAGCCAGGAGUUCAUUGCCACGGACCCUAGCGAAGCUGCAGAGCCCGAAGACCUUGCGAGUCCCUACAGCGAUAUUGUAUUACCCCCUGGCGGAUCUUCCAUACGACGGAGUCCGGUUCGAAAAAUUGUUUCAGUGUCUCCCACAAAAAGCUUUCCAGCGACAAAGGAGGAUUCAACAGCACGCAACUUGCCAGAUGUGCCAUCCGAUGUUGCACAAGAUGAGCUAAAGAUAUCAGCUAGAGAUUUCGAUGUGGAUGAAUCAUCUUCUGAACCAGCUGUAACAUCGCCAGCUCCAUCUUCUAGGAAUCCGCCUAUAUCUCUCCACCAGUCUGAUGAGCCUUCGGAUGAUGAACAGUCUGCGUCUGAGGGAUCAAGCCCCAUCAGGACCGUAGUUCGAAAAAGUAGCUUGAAUUUUGCUUCGUUGCCAGCUAGGGAGCCUCUUACCUCGGGCAAAAGCCUUGGUGCCCGCCAGUCUCGGAACAGCCAUUUCGAUACCGGCAACAGUAGCAGAACAAGCUACUAUCAAAGACAAACUGGUGGGAAAAGCCUUGGAAAUCUCGCUAAGCACGAUCCUCCACACGAGGACAAAGCCGACGGUAUGGAAGUGGAUGCACAAGAGGCGUCCCCCGUUUAUGAAGCCUCUGAGGCUGAUCGACCUGGCGUGAACCAUACGAAAACAUAUACGCAGAGAUUACAGGAUCAAAUCAGCAUGCUGAGCAAACCACAAGGCAGCUUUGGACAAACUAAGCAGACAUUGAAUGCGGCAGCAACACAACAAGACUCUGUUCAAGCACAGUCCGUUACGAGUCCAAAGGCGCCCUCUGCCGAGAGGGAGCCAGUCUCUACAACGCCACGGCAUUCUCCCGAUGACGAUGAUGAUGACUGGAUCGAAUCCCCAAAUACUGCCAAAAAGGCUAGAGAAGCUAGGGAGGCCAGGGAAGCUAUGGAAACAAGACCCAUUCUGACCAAGAGCUUUACAGCCGACAUCAUGGAAGGCAUUCAGGAUAGAGAAGAUGAUGACCCACUUCACGCUGGUGAGCAGACAUCUCAGGGCCUUUUCAAUGCCGUAAAAUCAACAUCUUCAUCGACUAUGCCUACGGAUGCCUCUGCCCUGGCGAGGGACACUGCUCCUUUGUCCAAGGCAAUCUCCAUAUCGAACCCCAGCCUGGCAUUUUCGCAGGAUGAUUUCGCAGACACUCCUUCUAAAUCACCCACUCGGGGCUUCCGGGAUAGUCCUCUGAAGCAAGUCAAGAGCAAACUGUCGUCUAUUCUGAAAAGCUCUCGCGGACUACUUGCUACAAAUGCUGACGGCAAGGCCCUUAUGUCACCAUCGACCACCCGCCUGGCGUUGCAUGCGGGGCCAUCUUCAGAGUCUGUCGUUAUGAAGUCCCAAGAGAUGGAAUCUCAGACUGUGGAAUCUGCGAGCCCAACAAAGCCAAUUGCACGUCGCACAAGAGCGUCUACAGAACGGGAAAAGGAACAGAAGCGCCGAGAGAAUGAAGUUAAGCGCAUGGAAGAGCAGAUGGAUAAGCUUGACAAGGCACGCGAGAAAGAGAGAGAAAAGGCUCGAGCAUUUACCCAAGAGCAGGAGAAGGUGGCUACUAUGGAAAAGGAGAUUGCUGCCAAGAGACAAGACGAGAGACUGGCAAUCAAGCCAACUUCUAUUCCCUCCAAGGCUGGCCCGUCCAGUCCGCGCAAGCUGAGAGCUGGCGAGCCGUCUCAGUUCAGACAAGCUGAUCAAGAUACUGACAUGUCUGACUCUCAGCCUCCGAUGCCCCCUCCUUCUUCUUCCAAGCCAACUCAACCCGGCCGUGGUAAGGACAGCAAACGACCAGUGAGACCAGUGAAAGAGACAGCCUCAAAGAUAAAAGCACCCCCUACGGUUAUUAGAGUCAACACCGGCUCACAGCACUCACAAUUCCAGCCUGCUGGCAGCCGAGUAUCCACAGCAUCUCAUGACACCUUGAACUCUAACCAUUCGACGGCCUCAUCAAAAACUAGCAAGUCCUCUUAUCAGGCCAAGUCUUCAGUACCUAAAGCUGCUCCGCCCUCUGCUGGUCGAUCCAAAGCUGCGGAAUUGGCCGCCAGGAAAAAGGAGCAAGAUGAGAGGGAAUCACAACGGCGCCGCGACGCAAAGGCAGAGAUGGAGAAAAAGCGAAUUGCAGCACAAGAGGAGCAGCGAAAGCAAGACCAACAGCGACGCCUUGAGUUGGAGAGGCAGAAACAGCAGGAAGAAGAGAAAAAAAGGCAGGCUGCUAUUGAAAAGGCCAAGCAGACGAGAGCCCCUCCCCCAGCGGUACGAUCACAGCCAAAUGGCCCACCAGAUUCAACCUUGGCUCAGCAGAGGUCGGCAUUUUCAAAAGCUGAGGGUCAACCUGCUCGACCGCCCUCCCGGUUGGCUGGCAUGCGCGAUGAUUCAAGCAGACCUGCUAGCACCAUUCUAUCCAACGCCGCCAAAGCGGGUGCGAAACGCACCCUGGGGCCGGAGACGACUGACGAUACUUAUUCAAGACCCCCGCCCUCUCGAGGUGCGCCGGCCUACCACACAAAGGAUUCUAAGCGGCGCCGGACCAGUGAACAUGGCGAGGAUGAGUCGGACGUAGACAAUGCUCCUAAACUCAAAGGCCCACCAGUGAGGCCGUCAACAGGAUUCAAAAAGGAUCUGCCGACAAAGUCUGCCUUCCAGAAUGGAUAUGCGGCUGCCUCACACAGUGCCACUCGAGAUUUGUUCAAGGCCGCCGUCACAGCCCAACACAAUAGCCACAUCAAAGCAGCCAACCCUCUUGAUAUGGCUCAGAUCUCAAAGGGCCCGAUUCCAUUUGCGCCAGGCUCGAGUGCUGUUGGACCUUCUCACAAGACGCCGGCCCGUCCUGGACAGUUGGCUAGUGUUAAAGGGAGCGUGAGGAAGGCCUCGCCGCGGUUCCAGAAUGGCGAUUCAAUUGAGCUUCCCGAGAUUCAGACUGACGAUGACGAUGACGACGACGACGAAACUGAAGGAAUGAACGUUGCUGCGUGGGCCGACUCUCCUGACUUGCGCCGUGCUCUCAUGAGGCAAGAAACGAUGGACCCAUCGCAGAUCUUUGGUCCACCGGCGCCCUUGAUCAUGGAAGAAGUUUUCAAUAAGAGCAAAGAUAAAUGGCACAAAUUCCGCCAGAGGACGUCUAGUGCCAACUGGAGCGGCCUGGAUCGUUUGACUGAGGAUGACAUUAGAAAGGAUAUGGCGGCUCGCGACAAGCUGCGCCGAGAUGGAGGAUGGUCUUAUGAGAUGAGCAAAGACAUGCUAUAA
Messenger RNA from Trichoderma breve, 3705 nucleotides. Its product is annotated as inner centromere protein, ARK binding region domain-containing protein. The transcript has 5 exons. The record is from RefSeq and is a predicted model, not a curated record. Bases 1 to 3705 code for a protein of 1234 amino acids. NCBI's taxonomy places the organism in Eukaryota, Fungi, Ascomycota, Sordariomycetes, Hypocreales, Hypocreaceae.